Molecule: messenger RNA, 8564 nt
Organism: Corticium candelabrum
Lineage: Eukaryota; Metazoa; Porifera; Homoscleromorpha; Homosclerophorida; Plakinidae
Product: proprotein convertase subtilisin/kexin type 5-like
Exons: 22
Coding region: 58-8451 (2797 amino acids)
Biological process (GO): protein processing
Cellular component (GO): trans-Golgi network; Golgi membrane
Molecular function (GO): serine-type endopeptidase activity
Source: RefSeq, a predicted model, not a curated record
UGUCACUUGCUGUCUUUUUUCGUGUCGACCUUGAUUGUAUUCUCUGUAUCUGAGAUUAUGUACACGAACGAUUGGGCCGUAGAAGUGUAUGGAGGAAGUCAAGAUGAAGCGAACAGGCUAGCGGCUCGAAGCGGUUUUGUGAAUCUAGGAAAUAUUGGCUCUUUGGAGUUUUUCUAUCACUAUCAGCGCCCUAAUCAUCCUCGUCGUUCACGUCGUUCGGCGCACUAUCACACAGUCAGACUGGCUGUCCUACCCCAGGUGAAAUGGGUAGAGCAACAGACAGUGAAGAAGCGGGUGAAACGAGAUUUCCAAAUGCCGGAAGAUCCGUGGUUUCCAAAACAAUGGUAUUUGCUAAAUACGGGACAGACUUAUGGGCCUUCUAAAUUAGACCAUAACGUUGUGCCAGUGUGGAAACAGGGAGUGUCAGGGAAGAGUGUGGUUGUCUCCAUUCUAGAUGACGGAAUUGAGCACGACCAUCCUGACCUGAAAGACAACUAUGAUCCUGCUGCCAGUUAUGAUUUUAAUGGUAACGAUGAUGAUCCACAGCCAAAACCAACAUAUAAUAAUGAGAACAGACAUGGCACUCGUUGUGCAGGAGAAGUGUCUGCUCAAAAGAAUAAAAUUUGUGUUACUGGGGUGUCAUUCAAUGCAAAGAUUGGAGGGGUUCGCAUGUUGGAUGGAGAUGUGACAGACAUUGUUGAGGGCAGGUCUCUUGGGUUUAAUCAACAGCAUAUUCACAUAUACAGCAGUAGCUGGGGUCCUGAUGAUGAUGGGAGGACUGUUGAUGGUCCUGCUCGCUUAGCUCGUAGAGCAUUUGAAGAUGGUGUAACUAAGGGACGAGGUGGACUUGGUUCUAUCUUCAUGUGGGCAUCUGGAAAUGGUGGUCGAUCAGGAGAUUGCUGCAACUGUGAUGGUUAUACAAACAGUAUAUACACAUUGUCAAUUAGUUCAGCUACAGAUCAUGGACAGAAACCUUGGUAUUUGGAGCAAUGUUCAUCGACAUUGGCUACAACAUAUAGCAGUGGAUCAUAUCCAGAGAAAAAGAUUUCGUCAACUGAUCUUGAUCAUGGAUGUACUGAUUCUCAUACUGGAACAUCGGCUUCAGCUCCACUAGCUGGUGGUAUUAUGGCAUUGGCUCUUGAAGUGAACCCUAAGCUUUCAUGGAGAGAUGCACAGCACAUUGUUAUUCGAUCAUGCAAUGUCACUGAUCAUAAGGACCCCGACUGGGUGACAAAUGCAGUUGGUCGAAAGGUCAAUCACAAGUAUGGCUAUGGCGUUAUUGAUGCUCUGAAGUUGGUCAACUUGGCUAGAGUAUGGGUGACAGUUCCAGAGAAGCAUAUCUGUGAAAAAACAUCUGGAAUGAUUUCCAAGACAGUGUUAGGCAACCGUUUAGUGUUACGAAUGACUACUGAUGGAUGUAAAGGAACUGCAAAGGAAGUGAAUUAUCUUGAGCAUGUUCAAGCUCGUGUCACGUUGAAAUCAAACCGCAGAGGAUCUGUUGCCUUAUUUCUGACUUCACCUAAAGGCACUAAGUCACAGCUAUUACACUUCAGAAACAGUGACGCAUCAAGCGAAGGAUUUUCUGGGUGGCCUUUCAUGACCACUCACUGUUGGGAGGAAUACCCAGUUGGAGAAUGGACGUUUGAAGUUGAAGCAAGUAGCCACUACAGUCAUGUUGUAUUGGUGAAAUGGGACUUGGUUCUUCAUGGAACUAAGGAUCCACCUCAAGCUCAUCCUGUUCAUUGUGCUAGUGAGUGUGAUGAAACAAAUGGUUGUAGAGGACCUACUUCAACUAACUGUAGCCAGUGUUUUGGUCUUCGAGGUGAUGAUGGGAAGGUCACAUGUGUUACAAGUUGUCCAGAUAAACUGUAUGGGGACAGAAAAAUGAAACAGUGUCUUGUGUGUCAUGAAACAUGCUCUUCUUGUCGUGGUCCUAUGGACAGUGAUUGCCUCACAUGUGUACAAGGGAAAACUCUGUCUGAAGGAAAGUGUCUCAGUGGCUGUGCUCCUGGGUCUUUUCAGUCAUCUAAUGGUCAGCAGAUUAAUUGUAGUCAUUGUCAUUCAACAUGCUCUGAAUGUGUGGGAGCAAGUGCUAGUGACUGUACACAUUGCAAAGAAGGACAUGUGCUCCAUGGAUCAGCAUGCACUUCACAAUGUCCAGAUGGCAUGUUUGCAGAAACAAGCAGCAAACAAUGUGUUCCAUGUCACAAAAGCUGUCUGACAUGUGAUGGUGCCUAUGCAACAGACUGCAAGGUUUGUCACAAAGGAAUGCUUCUUGAAGAAACUACAGGCCAGUGUUUAGGUCACAGUUCUGAUGGCUACUAUCAAUCCGUUGCUUCUCCUUGUUCGUCUUCCUCCUCCUCCUGUUCCUCCUUUAUGUUAAGUUUGAUUGCUCUCAGAGCAUUUUUAAGCAGUUUUGUUGGCUUGUUGAUCCUCUGUGUGCCUAUGGUAAUUUUUGACAAGUACACGUACACAAAACGUGGGGGUGUACGCGUGACCACAACUCUGCGCAUGCUCAAAUGCGAGAUGGCGGAAGUGUGUCGCUUACUUUUCUUUGUGUCAAUCUUGAUUGUAUGUUCUGUCUCUGAGAUUACGUACACGAACGAUUGGGCCGUAGAAGUGUAUGGAAGUCAAGAUGAAGCGAACAGGCUAGCGGCUCGAAGCGGUUUUGUGAAUCUGGGAAAUGUUGGCUCUCUAGAGUUUUUCUAUCAUUUUCAGCGCCCUAAUCAUCCUCGUCGUUCACGUCGUUCGGCGCACUAUCACACAGUCAGACUGGCUGCCCUACCCCAGGUGAAAUGGGUAGAGCAGCAGACAGUGAAGAAGCGGGUGAAACGAGAUUUCCAAAUGCCGGAAGAUCCGUGGUUUCCAAAACAAUGGUAUUUGCUGAAUACGGGACCUUCUAAUUUAGACCAUAACGUUUUGCCAGUCUGGAAACAGGGAGUGUCAGGGAAGGGUGUGGUUGUCUCCAUUCUAGAUGACGGAAUUGAGCACGACCAUCCUGACCUGAAAGACAACUAUGAUCCGGCUGCCAGUUAUGAUUUUAAUAGCAACGAUGAUGAUCCACAACCAAGACCAACAUAUAAUAAUGAGAACAGACAUGGCACUCGUUGUGCAGGAGAAGUGUCUGCUCAAAAGAAUAAAAUUUGUGUUACUGGGGUGUCAUUCAAUGCAAAGAUUGGAGGGGUUCGCAUGUUGGAUGGAGAUGUGACAGACGUUGUUGAGGGCAGGUCUCUUGGGUUUAAUCAACAGCAUAUUCAUAUAUACAGCAGUAGCUGGGGUCCUGAUGAUGAUGGGAGGACUGUUGAUGGUCCUGCUCGCUUAGCUCGUAGAGCAUUUGAAGAUGGUGUAACUAAGGGACGAGGUGGACUUGGUUCUAUCUUCAUGUGGGCAUCUGGAAAUGGUGGUCGAUCAGGAGAUUGCUGCAACUGUGAUGGCUACACAAACAGUAUAUACACAUUGUCAAUUAGUUCAGCUACAGAUCGUGGAAACAGACCUUGGUAUUUGGAGCAAUGUUCAUCGACAUUGGCUACAAUAUAUAGCAGUGGAUCAUAUCCAAAUAGAAAGAUUUCGUCAACUGAUCUUCAUCAUGGAUGUACUGAUUCUCAUACUGGAACAUCGGCUUCAGCUCCACUAGCUGGUGGUAUUAUGGCAUUGGCUCUUGAAGUGAACCCUAAGCUUUCAUGGAGAGAUGCACAGCACAUUGUUAUUCGAUCAUGCAAUGUCACUGAUCAUAAGGACCCCGACUGGGUGACAAAUGCAGUUGGUCGAAAGGUCAAUCACAAGUAUGGCUUUGGCAUUAUUGAUGCUCUGAAGUUGGUCAACUUGGCUAGAGUAUGGGUGACAGUGCCAGAGAAGCAUAUCUGUGAAAAAACAUCUGGAAUGAUUUCCAAGACAGUGUCAGGCAACCAUUUAGUGUUACGAAUGACUACUGAUGGAUGUAAAGGAACUGCAAAGGAAGUGAAUUAUCUUGAGCAUGUUCAAGCUCGUGUCACGUUGAAAUCAAACCGCAGAGGAUCUGUUGCCUUAUUUCUGACUUCACCUAAAGGCACUAAGUCACAGCUACUACACUUCAGAAACAGUGACACAUCAAGCGAAGGAUUUUCUGGGUGGCCUUUCAUGACCACUCACUGUUGGGAGGAAUACCCAGUUGGAGAAUGGACGUUCGAAGUUGAAGCAAGUAGCCACUACAGUCAUGCUGUAUUGAUGAAAUGGGACUUGGUUCUUCAUGGAACUAAGGAUCCACCUCAAGCUCAUCCUGUUCGUUGUGCUAGUGAGUGUGAUGAAACAAAUGGUUGUAGAGGACCUACUUCAACUGACUGUAUCCAGUGUAAACAUUUUGGUCUUCGAGGUAAUGAUGGGAAGGUCACAUGUGUUACAAGUUGUCCAGAUAAACUGUAUGGGGACAGAGAAACCAAACAGUGUCUUGUGUGUCAUGCAACAUGCUCUUCUUGUCGUGGUCCUAUGGACAGUGAUUGCCUCACAUGUGUACAAGGGAAAACUCUGUCUGAAGGAAAGUGUCUCAGUGGCUGUGCUCCUGGGUCUUUCCAGUCAUCUAACGAUCAGCAGAUUAAUUGUAGUCAUUGUCACCCAACAUGCUCUGAGUGUGUGGGAGCAAGUGCCAGUGACUGUACAAGUUGCAAAGAAAGAUAUGUGCUCAAUGAAUCAGCAUGUAUUUCGCAAUGUCCAGAUGGCACGUUUGCAGAAACAAGCAGCAGACGAUGUGUUCCAUGUCACAAAAGCUGUCUGACAUGUGAUGGUGCCUAUGCAACAGACUGCAAGGUUUGUCACAAAGGAAUGCUUCUUGAAGAAACUACAGGCAAGUGUGUAGCUCGCUGUUCUGAUGGUUUCUAUCAAUCCAUUGUGGGCAACAGUGGACUGUGUCAGAAGUGUGACUCUUCAUGCAAUACCUGCUCUGGCAAAGGGAAAAACAGCUGUUUGUCAUGUCGCAAAGGUGUGGGCUUAUACUUCUCUCAUGGUAAAUGUGUUUCAUCUUGUCCAUUGUCAACAUUUGCUGAUGAUCAGUCGCUGUCAUGUAUGGCAUGUCAUUCUUCUUGUCAAACGUGUACUGGUUCAUCUGCGAACCGUUGUCAGAAGUGUAAAUCCCCAAUGUAUCUGAGUGACAGGAGUUGUCUCAAGUCUUGCCCAAGAGGAUAUUAUCCAUCAGAUGCAGAUUCUACUUGUCAACCCUGCCAUCACACGUGCAGCCAAUGUCAUGGUCCAGAUGAGCAAGAUUGUGACAGCUGCACAGGUCUAUACCUUUUUGGUGGGAUGUGUAGGACUGAUUGUCCUGACAGUUAUUAUGAGGACGACACACUGGAUGCAUGUGGAAAAUGCCAUAACAUUUGCCCUACAUGCAACGGCCCAUCCAAGUACAAUUGUACAGAUUGUAAGUUACCAUUUGUAUUGCAGAGUUCUACCUGUAGGUUAGAAUGUCGUGAUGGUUCAUACAAAAUGAUGGAUAGGUGUGAGUCAUGUCAUGAAAGAUGUGCAAUGUGUGAUGGCCCCACAGAAUCAAACUGCUUGUCUUGUACUCAGUUGGGCCAGCAGCAGCUGUAUUUGGAGUCUGGCCACUGUGUGGCCUCUUGUCUCAGUGGACAUUACAAAGACAAGAAGAACAAAGCUUGUCUCCAGUGUUCAAAUGGUUGCUCCAAGUGCUUUGGACCUUCACAAGAAGAAUGUAGUGAGUGUAAUGUUGGGCUUUUUCUUUAUGGUGGCAAGUGUCUUCGGACUUGUCCAGAUCAUUUGUUGUCAGAUCGUCUGACCAAAACGUGUGUUUUGUGCAACACACUCUGUGCAUCUUGUGAUGGAACAGUCAAUCACUGCACAGCAUGCACCACUAAUCACUACCUUUUGGAUGGCAGCUGUGUUCAACACUGUCCGGAUGGAACUUAUGCUGAUCAGAGUGCCCAGAAAUGUUUAGCGUGUGGCAAGAACUGUGCUACAUGCAUAAGAAAUUCUAGUCAAUGCACACAAUGUAAGACACCCUUUCUUCUAGAUGAGCAUUUUUGCCUUCGCAGCUGUACUACUGGGAAGUACCCAAACUUUCAAGCAGCCCAGUGCUUGCCAUGUUCUCAAGAAUGUAGUGCAUGUACUGGAGAAUCAUCAAGUCACUGCCUGCAGUGCCAAACAGGCUACUUCCUUCACAUUACUUCAUGUGUUGCUUCAUGUCCUAACCAUACAUUUGCAGACAGGGAGACGGGAAGCUGUGUUGAUUGCCACCCAUCGUGUCUUGAUUGUAGUGGCGUACACAAAGGGAACUGUACUGUCUGUUCUAAAGAUUUGUCAUUAAUUGGUGGUUAUUGUGUAGCAAGUAAGUCAUGCCCAGAAGGCCAAUAUUUUCAUAUGUUAUCAUUAAAAUGUGAAUUAUGUAAUGCCAGCUGUCAAACUUGCGAUAGUGGUACAAGAGAAGGCUGUUUGACAUGUUCACCUGGUCUCUAUCUUGACACAGCAACCACAUCUUGCAAUGCCAACUGUCCAGAUUAUUACUAUAACGAUUUCACUUUGGGCCUUUGUGCUCCUUGCCACAGCACUUGUAAAUCAUGCUUUGGUCCAGAGGAAGAUAAAUGUCGAGAUUGUGAUACUGGUUUGACGUUGGAUGUUGGUGGAAGAUGCAGAUUGAAUUGCGAUGAUGGUUUUUAUCUGGAUGGUGAGACAAACACUUGUACAGCAUGCAACAAAGUUUGUAAGACUUGUAUACAACACCCCGAUCAUUGCCUAUCUUGUCAAUUACCUUAUGCUUUUCUCAAUACAUCGUGUGUUAGACAGUGUCCAACUGGAAUGAGGCAUGACAAAGACUGGCAUACGUGUGAGCUAUGCGGCAUCAACUGCAUGCAUUGUGUUGGUAGCGAUAAUUGCACAGAGUGCACGGAAGGAACAUUCUUACAUGAAGGCGAGUGUUUGUUGAACUGCCCGCAAGGAUUCAUUCCUGAUACAACAGAUGGCCAUUGUGUAUCAUGUCCCAAACACUGUCAAACUUGUGGUAAAGUAAGGGAACAAGCGGUGUGUAUGGAGUGUUAUGAUGGGUACCAUAAGUUUCAAGGGACGUCGUGUAUAGAGACUUGUCCAGAUGGACAUUACUUGGAUUUCAGUGACAAUGAAUGCCACCAGUGCCAUACGUCUUGCUCAAAGUGCGUAGGAGGUGAUGUCGAUUCCUGCUUAUCUUGUGAUGGUAGUGAUGCAAUCCUGUAUGGAUCUCGUUGUGUUAUGGAGUGUCCUGCUGGUACUUACCAUAGUCGUCUCUCUAAGCAAUGUCUACCAUGCGAUGUUCGUUGCUUACUUUGCUUUGGCUCAGACUCUGUGUCUUGUAGCAAGUGCAGUAACAAUUUCUUUCUUUUAUCAGCCAGUCAUUCGUGUGUAAGCACAUGCCCAGUGUCAUUCUAUCCAGACAAGUCGUCUUCAGAGUGUUUGCCUUGUCACUCUACUUGCUCCUCUUGUGAAGGCCCCGGAGCAGCCUCUUGCCUGAGUUGUGUUCCUGGACGUAUAGCUUACAUGAGAGAAUGCUUGAACAAAUGUCCUCAAAAUGUAUAUGAAGAUAAGAUUGGCAGUGACCAUGUCUGUCGCCCUUGUCAUGGAUCGUGUGCUACAUGCUCUAGUUCAGGAUUCGACAAGUGUACCAGCUGUCCGCAUGGAUCAGUUCUUAGUGAGGGAAAGUGCCGUUCAUCAUGCAGUGUUGGUUUGUACUUGGAUGGCAAGUCACAAAGUUGCUUAUCAUGCCAUAAGUCAUGCCAGUCUUGUAAUGGUGCCGGCGAGACGUCAUGUUUAAGCUGUGUUGAGAAUGUACUCUUUGUAAAUGGAAAGUGUGAAAAGAGAUGUCCUUCUGGCUACUUUCAAGAGUAUCUGACUUGCCAUAGAUGUGAUGCCAGUUGCUUUGAGUGUUCUGGUAGGGGAUUACAGAGUUGUACAAAGUGUUUGCCUGGAGCAGAACUUAUUGAUGGACAAUGCUUAAUCGUUUGUUCUGAGAAUCAAUAUCGGCAUGGCAACAGCUGUUCACAUUGUCAUUCAUCUUGUUCUUCGUGCUCAGAUGGCAGGUCAACCGGGUGUUUGUCAUGUCAUAGUCCCAUGGUUUAUCACCAGGGCACAAGAGAGUGUUUAUCUUGUUGUUCAGAUAAGCAGAUUCGAUCAAAGGCAAGCAAUUGCUGUGACUGUAAUUUGUCAAGAAACAAGUGCAUUUUGGCAUCCGAAAUCCCUGGACAACUACCACCUGUAGUCAAUGAUGGUGAUGAUACUGAUAUUGUUCUAUCAACUCAAGAUACUGCAAGAAGUAGAUCACCAGGCUUGACUAGAAAUCACUCAGGAGAGAUCGACUCAUCAACUUGGUUUAUGAUUGUAAUGGGAGUUGCCAUUGGUUUGAUUCUGUUUGGAUUUAUUGUUUUCGUGAUUGUGAAGUCAAGAAAUAGAGUAGUAUCUGGUGGUUAUUACCAACUGGCAAAAGAAGAGAGCGAGGCUGUCUAGUUAUGUUAUUUAAUUUUUAGAUUGAUAGAUUGUACAUGCGAUUAAUUUGUGGAAGUGCUACUGAUUUAUUUUAGCAGACAGUUCAAUGACAAUAUCACUGGUUACUACAUCUA